Pelodiscus sinensis (Chinese soft-shelled turtle) is the source of this 2735-nucleotide messenger RNA. It is a transcript of the gene ADGRG7, whose product is annotated as adhesion G protein-coupled receptor G7. NCBI's taxonomy places the organism in Eukaryota, Metazoa, Chordata, Testudines, Trionychidae. The record is from RefSeq and is a predicted model, not a curated record. Gene Ontology annotation, molecular function: G protein-coupled receptor activity. Gene Ontology annotation, biological process: G protein-coupled receptor signaling pathway; cell surface receptor signaling pathway. Gene Ontology annotation, cellular component: membrane.
UAUAUUAUAGUUGAGCAUGCUUAGGGCAUACACAAAAUGCCUUCCUUUCACUGGGACAGCAGAGCGUUGAUUGUGAUUAUUUUUGGGACAGUGACCGUAGUGCUUUGGAUACUAUGCAUUUGGCAACUUGUUCUCAGGUUUAAAUCAGAACCCUCACCUCCAUCCCCUUCACCCUGUGAAAACAGUGGAGCCUAUGAAAAUGGAUUGUGCCUUUGCCCAGGGGAAUGGACAGGGCCACGCUGUGAAACAGUGAAUUUCUGUGGCAAUAGUACUUACUUAUUCAACUCUUCUCAAAACUCUUCAGAAAUUUUUACUUUUAAAAGAAUUAUAGUAGACUCAUAUGGGUAUUCUGAAGAAAAAUGUGAAGAUGCUGGAAAUGCUGCUACUCCAAAAGCAAGCAGGAAAUGCUCCAAAAUAAGUGGAAAACCUACGCUAGCUGAUGUGAAAAUUAUGAAUUGUAGUAGGAACCUGACAACGCUAAUGGACGAGUUACGCAACACAGAUACCUCAAAGGUGAACAUUUCUGCCAUUGCCAGUGAUACCCAGAUCCUUACUUCCAUGCCAGAGACGCUGACUACCGAGAAGAUCUCUACAGCUGCUGAUAUUGUGGAGCAGAUUCUGAAAAAUCAGUCUGGGGCAACUGAUGCUGCAGUGGCUGCAGUGGUAACAGUUAGCCAACUUUUGGAUGCCAGAGAGAGUGAAUUCAACUUUACAAACAAUAAUUUUACGGAUAUUACAGCAAGCCUCACACAGACACUGGAAGAAUUCUCUUUGGGUGGCUCUUCUGUUCAGCCCAAUAUUGCAGUUCAAAACCUUUCAUUGGAGGUAGGAUCAACUACAGCUUUUCUCUCUGUAAAGAAAGGAUCAAAAAAUUUACAGUCUGAAAAUAUUAAAGUAGGUAACAGUGUCUCUGACUUUAAAAAUGAUGCCAAUACUGAAGUUCAAAUACUGAUCAACAUUACAAACAACAACACUGUAGGUUCAUCUAUACCUGGAAGCAUUGGCUUUGUCUUAUAUCAAAAUGAUAAAUUUUUCCAAUCCAAAACUUACAGGAGUCAUUAUAAUUAUACUAAACGAAUUAUCUCUGGCAGUGUUGCUAAUGCAACAGUCAAUGACGUCCAAAUAGUCUUCAACCCAUGGUACAAUCCAUCGAUUCUGCUGCACAAUUAUGCAUGUGUCUUUUGGGAUUACAGUGAAAAUGACUGGAACACCAAAGGCUGCAAAAAAGAAGGAGACAUACUACAGGGACUAAGAUGCAGGUGUAAUCACACUACUAGUUUUGCUGUAUUAAUGAGCUUCAGGAUCAAUUACACAUAUGCAAAACCUCUAGAGAUUGUCUCAGACAUUGGUAUUGGAUUCUCCAUUGGUGGUCUGGUUAUUACCAUUCUGUUUCAAACUCUCACCUGGAAAACACGAAAAUUCUCAGUUACUUGGAUGUUGGUGAAUCUCUGCACAGCUAUGCUGAUUUUCAACAUCAUCUUCAUCUCUGGAAUUGAAAACACAAAUGUCAUGAAAAAGAACAAUGGCACUCCCCCUGAAAACACCUUACUUCAUUCGGACCUGAAAGAUCCUCCUGAAAAUGCCUUGUGUACGGCUGUAGCUGUCUUACUGCACUACUUUUUGUUGGCAACAUUUAUGUGGACAGCACUCAAUUCUGCACAAUUGUACUUGCUGCUGCUUAAAACCCUGAAGCCCCUUCCUGGACACUUCACCUUAAUCAUGUCAAUAAUUGGAUGGGGAUUUCCUGCUGUAGUGGUUGCUAUAACAUUUGGAGCUACUUACAGAGACGGCAAGCACUUAAACUACCGACAAGAAGAGUUUUGCUGGCUUGCAGCCCUGGAUAAAAAUGGGAAUGUGAGCAAAGAAAAGCCCAUGAUAUGGGCAUUCCUUUUGAUAGUGGCAAUCAUCCUUCUGUUUAACAUUAUCGUCUUUGUCAAGAUCACAGUCUUAGUUAUGUGGAAGGAGAACACAAAUUUGACGAGCAAUAAAAAGAAAUCAUUCACAACCAAGAUACUUGGGACUUUAUCUGUAGCUGUAGUGCUUGGAAUCACCUGGGUCCUGGGCUAUCUAGUGCUAAUAAAUAACAAAGAAGCAAAUUAUGUCUUCAGCAUUUUGUUCUGUAUUUUCAAUGCCACUCAGGGACUUCAGAUUUGUAUUCUAUACACUUUCAGAUCACCAAUCUUCAAGAAGAAGGUUACUGAGAUGUUGUCCUUUGUCUCACCACCAGAGAUACCAAUUUACCUGCAUUCAAAGACUUAUUAUCUUUUAAAGUUCCGUCAUAAAAAAUACAAAAAUGAGACCUUCAAACCAUCUGAGACCUUUUCAGAGGAAACCUCCUUUUCCAACAAUUAGACACCUUCCAAGAAUUAAAAUGUAAAAUUUCAGCUUUCUGUAUUUGUUCUAGAUAGAGACCAUUGGUUUUUUGGGUGAUGUGACUACCUCUCCUGCAACAAACACUGGGCACAUAGCAGAAGACAAUAGGACAACCAGAAAAAUGUAAGGCAGGAUAACAGCAGUGCAGAGCCUAUGUAUGGCACUGUAGUUGUACACAACUAAGAAAGUUCUUACAAGAGAAAUUGAAGAUCAUUAUAAUACUGCACAAAAUAGUCAUGUCUGUCUGUUCUCUAAAUUGCAUCUCUUAGGAUAUGUCUACACAGCAAAGUUAUUUCAAAAUAACAGCUGUUAUUUCGAAAUAACUUUACCAGUGUCUACACAGCCAAACUACUACAGGCAGU